GCCCUAGAGGUGCUUCUGGGAAGUAGUGCGGUGACCCACACAUCUUGCCAGCCUUCCGGGUACGGCCUCGUCUGCCCGGGCUUUCUAGGUCGAAGUGUUCGCGUCUGCAGCUGUUGCUGCCUUAAUCUCCGCAGCCUCCAAGGCCUCUAGUCGGGUGGGAGCCUUUGAGCACCGGGCCGCGCCGUCGGUGGUCACAGAGCCGGGAAGGAGGUGACGGGGGCGGCGCGGGGCGCAGACACUCCCCGCCGAGACCCGCCUGCCAUGGAUUCGGAAUAUUACAGCGGCGACCAGUCAGCAGAUGAUGGUGGCGCUACCCCAGUACAGGAUGAACGGGAUUCAGGGUCAGACGUUGAGGAUGAUGUAAAUGAGCAGCACUCUGGAUCAGACACUGGAAGUGUAGAACGUCAUUCAGAGAAUGAACCUAGUGAUCGAGAAGAUGGUCUCAACAAAAGACAUCAUGUGACAGACUCUGAGAACGAUGACCCCUCAAAUCUUAAUGCCAGUGACUCUGAAAGUGAGGAGCUUCAAAGGCAAAAGGACAGCGACUCUGAAUUUGAGGGGCAUGCAGAGCCUCCUGCGAGUGAUUCUGAAAACGAGGAUGCCAAUCACCAUGGGAGCGACUCUGAGAAUGAGGAGCCCAGGAAGUUACCUGUGAGCGACUCUGAAAACGAGGAGCUGCUUAAUGGGCACGCAAGCGACUCCGAAAAUGAGGAUGUUAGGAAGCCCCCUGCCAGCGAUUCAGAGGUCGAAGAGCUCCCCAAAAGUCCUGCCAGUUACUCGGAAACAGAGGAUGCUCUAAAACCCCAAGUCAGUGACUCUGAGAGCGAGGAGCCCCCAAGACACCCAGCCAGUGACUCGGAAAAUGAGGAGCUUCCCAAGCCUCGAGUUAGUGACUCUGAAAGCGAGGAGCUGCCCAAGCCUCGGAUCAGUGACUCAGAAAGCGAGGACCCGCCAAGGCAGCAAGCCAGCGACUCGGAAAAUGAAGAGCUUCCCAAACCCCGUAUCAGUGAUUCGGAAAGCGAGGACCCCCCAAGGCACCAAGCCAGUGACUCGGAAAACGAGGAGCUUCCCAAACCCCGAAUUAGCGAUUCGGAAAGCGAGGACCCGCCAAGGCACCAAGCCAGUGAUUCUGAAAAUGAGGAGCUUCCCAAGCCCCAAGCCAGUGACUCUGAGAGCGAGGAGCCUCAGAAGGGGCCUGCCAGCGAUUCAGAAGCUGAGGCUGCCCCCAGACACAGACAGAAGCCGGAGUCUGAUGAGGACAGUGACGGGGAGAAUAAGAGAGAGGACACAGAAAUGCAGGCUGACCCCUUUCAUUCAGAUGCCCAUGUAGACAGGAAGCGGUUCAACAGUUCUGACAGCGAGGAGGAAGAACCAAAAAGGCCCAAAAUUGACAGCGAUGAGGAUGAAGAAAAAGAGGGGGUGGAGGAGAAAGUAGCAAAGCGGAAAGCUGCUGUGCUUUCUGAUAGUGACGAUGAAGAGAAAGCAUCAGCAAAGAAGAGUCGUGUUGUCUCUGAUGCAGAUGACUCUGACAGUGAUGUUAUGUCAGACAAAUCAGGCAAAAGAGAGAAGACGAUAGCAUCUGACAGUGAAGAAGAAGCAGGGAGAGAAUUGUCUGAUAAGAAAAAUGAAGAGAAGGACCUGUUUGGGAGUGAUAGUGAGUCAGGGAAUGAAGAAGAAAAUCUUAUUGCAGACAUAUUUGGAGAAUCUGGUGAUGAGGAGGAGGAAGAAUUUACAGGUUUUAACCAAGAAGAUUUGGAAGAAGAAAAAAGUGAAACGCAGGUAAAAGAAGCAGAAGAUUCAGAUUCUGAUGAUAACAUAAAGAGAGGAAAACAGUUACUGCUUAGCAUGGACUUUCUGUCGGACUUUGAGAUGAUGUUGCAGCGGAAAAAGAGCAUGAGUGGCAAGCGCAGGCGUAACCGUGAUGGUGGUACUUUUAUUAGUGAUGCCGACGACGUUGUGAGCGCCAUGAUUGUCAAGAUGAAUGAAGCUGCUGAGGAAGACAGACAGUUGAAUAAUCAAAAAAAGCCAGCACUGAAAAAAUUAACAUUAUUACCUACUGUGGUCAUGCACCUUAAGAAGCAGGACCUUAAAGAAACAUUUAUUGACAGUGGUGUGAUGUCUGCCAUCAAAGAAUGGCUCUCCCCUCUACCAGAUAGGAGUUUGCCGGCACUAAAGAUUCGAGAAGAGCUGUUGAAGAUUCUGCAAGAGCUACCUAGUGUGAGCCAGGAGACCCUGAAGCAUAGUGGGAUUGGACGAGCAGUGAUGUAUCUGUAUAAACACCCCAAGGAAUCAAGGUCCAACAAGGACAUGGCAGGGAAAUUAAUCAAUGAAUGGUCUCGGCCUAUAUUUGGUCUUACCUCAAACUACAAAGGAAUGACAAGAGAAGAAAGGGAGCAGAGAGACCUAGAACAGAUGCCUCAACGGCGAAGAAUGAACAGCACUGGUGGUCAGACACCCCGAAGAGAUUUGGAAAAGGUGCUGACAGGGGAGGAAAAGGCUCUUAGACCUGGAGAUCCUGGAUUCUGUGCCCGGGCAAGGGUCCCCAUGCCCUCGAACAAGGACUAUGUUGUCAGGCCCAAGUGGAAUGUGGAAAUGGAGUCGUCCAGGGUCUUGCUGUUUUUGCUCAGUGCAAUCACACCUUGAAUAACAAAUGGAGACCUCAGGACACUGACAAAGCUAAAUCCUAAUGAAGAGCCUCAGUGGGUCACAGCCACGUAGGAGCUGAGAUUCAGCCAAACUGGUAAAUGGUUUGAUGACAACCUCCUUCAGACAUCAUAUUCAUUGAUUUUCGUUAGAGCUGAGGACCUGGGGGGGAGGUUUUGAACUUUGUCCACUACUGGGUUUGAUUAUUGAUUGGAUUAAUGGGCUGGAGUGGCCCAGACAGAGGCCCACUUGCAGGGAUUAUGGGAGCCCUGAGAGAAAAGGAUUCACCAUAAGAGAAGGAUCAGGUGACGGAGCAAGCCCGUCUUCCCGAGAAGAUGGAAUGUUGGAGGGAAUGUGUAGUUCCAGGUAUGUAUGUCCUGACCCAGUCAAUCUGGAGAUACACCACCCUGAGAAGCCGUAUACUUAUUCCAAAACUGAGCACUUGCCAUUGCUCAAAAUAUUUAACAAACCGCGACAUCAUCUUCAGAGUCCCCUGAGUGUCCAUAAUGGUAAGAAACCGUUCUUUCAAGAAGAGCAGGCUUGGAACAAGAAUGAUAAGUUAUUCAGAGCCGUAUCUAAUUGAGGCAGCUGAAUCAAGACAAUUAUCUUUUGGGUCAAAAACCAUGUGUUCUUGUACCCAUGAGGGUGCACCUGGAGGAGGCCUUCCCGCCAUGCUGCAGGAGUCAUCGCAGCCUCCGGUGGCAGAGCUUCAUUCUCUGCCCACUCACCCCUGCAUGUUUUUUACAUUAUUAUUUGUUUAAUUGGAAAGUAAAAGCUGCCCCUGGUUGAAAAAGAAAACAGUUAACAGUGCAAAGGAUGCAAGUGAAAAUCUCCCUACCACACACAGACGAUCACGUUUCCACUCUCUUACGUGAGAUAAUGUGGUUCUAAAUGGUCCCUUCUAAGAAAGGAAGUGAGGGCCUGGCACCCACACUGCUGUCACCUUUCUCUCCCACUCGCCACGCUCCUAAUGGAGCACUCCCGCGGGUAAGACUUUUAGCACUUCGCUCCACAGAGAGGCACAGAUAAUCAAGAAAUGCCCAAGGCAGGCCUUUGGGACUCCCCAGAUUCUUAAACACCACCAUAGCAGGGAACUGCCACUGCUCUGUACCCUGAAAUUUUUCUUCUCCAGCUCUCUCACAUCAGAUCAUUUUCUGUUCACGUCUACAGCCGGCACUAAUGGUUGGACUUCUUUUGGAAGAAGGGAGAGACAGAGGGAGGAAGGGAGGGGGAGAGAGAUGAGAGAGAAGAAAAAUGGGGGGGUGGCAGAAAGAGGAGAGGGGAAGUGGGGGACAGGACUUUUCACUCAUGGCUAUCGGGUUGUUAUGAGUUGAACUGUGCUCCCUUCAAAUUCAUAUGUUGAAGGUCUAACCCCCAGUACCUCAGAAUGUGACCUUCUUCGGAAAUAGGGUCAUUGUAGAUGACCAGUAAUUAGUUAAGUUAGGAUGAGGCCCUACAGAAGUAGGUGGGUCCCUAAUCCAGUCUGACUGGUAUCCUUAUAAAAAGGGAAAUUUGGAAACAGACACACGGGGAGAACACCAUGUCAAGAGGAAGACGGAAAUCAGGGCGAUGCUUCUACAAGCCAAGGAGUGCCAGAGAUUGCCAGCAAAGCAUCACAAACCAGGUGAGAGGCGUGAAUAGAACCAGCCCUGCUGACACCUUUUUUUUGGACUUCUGGCCUCCAGGACUGUGAGAGAAUAAAUAUCUGUUGUUUAAGUCA
Molecule: messenger RNA, 4363 nt
Organism: Aethalodelphis obliquidens (Pacific white-sided dolphin)
Lineage: Eukaryota; Metazoa; Chordata; Mammalia; Artiodactyla; Delphinidae
Gene: IWS1
Product: interacts with SUPT6H, CTD assembly factor 1
Exons: 14
Coding region: 262-2643 (793 amino acids)
Biological process (GO): poly(A)+ mRNA export from nucleus
Cellular component (GO): nucleus
Source: RefSeq, a predicted model, not a curated record